UCUAGCUCUUCAGUUCAACAGAGAUCAUAUUCAAGCUGCCAACCCCAAGUCUAGUCAUUACGUAUAAUAGAUACACUUAUAUGUGUGAGUUGGUGGGUAUCACAAACCUUCCUUGGCUGGCCAUAAAGGUUGUGGAGAUAGGAAAAGAUCAUGAUCGAGCUGUUAUAAUCAUGCUCUCCAAACUACGUAGACACAAAUUUUCUUCCUUAUGUCCCAGGACUCUAUAGAACCGAGCAUAACUGUCGAUACAUCUAUUAAUGCGUAGAAAACCAAUGGACGAAAUCAAGCAAAUACCAGUGAUCAACGAGAAGGCCAUGAAUAAGGAAGAUGGAGCUGAAUCUGGAGCUGAAUCCAUAUCCGCUGACCAAGUACAAGAGCUGGACGCGAAGGCAACGAAAAGGCUCUUGCGGAAAAUUGACAUUCAUGUCCUUCCUAUGAUGUGUCUUAUUUGCCUACUUUGCUUCCUCGACCGCAGCAACAUCGGAAACGCGCGACUAGAUAGCUUGGAAUCAGACCUCCAUCUCACCGGUCUACAGUACAACGACUGUCUCGCCAUCCUAUUCCCAUUCUACAUAGCCGCGGAGAUUCCUAGCAAUAUCAUGAUGAAGCGCAUCCGCCCCGCAACCUGGCUCUCCCUAACCAUGCUCCUCUGGUCCAUCUGCACCAUCGGCCAAAGCUUCGUAGCCUCCUACCCGUCCCUGCUCACCACCCGCGCCCUUCUCGGUCUCUUCGAAGGCGGCUUCUUUCCGGGCGCAAACUUCUACGUGACGCAAUGGUACCGGCGCGACGAGUGCGGGCUGCGGAUGGCCGUCAUAUUCUCGUGCGCCACGAUCGCGGGGGCCUUUGGUGGGGUGCUGGCUAGGGGUAUUGCUGAGAUGAGCGGGAUGGGUGGGUUGGCGGCUUGGUCGUGGAUUUUCUUGAUCGAGGGGCUGGCGAGUGUGGUGGUGGCGGUGGGUGCUUUUUGGGGUGUUUGCGAUUAUCCGGCGAGCGCCACCUUCCUAACGCCCCUCGAGCGCAACGCAGUCCAGCACCGCCUCGCCACCGACACCGGCUCCCUCUCAUCCUCCCCCUCCUCCUCCUCGCCCUUCUCCACCAAACCCAUCCUCCUCGCCCUCCGCGACUGGAAGAUCUACAUCCACAUGCUAAUCUGCAUGGCUGGUUUCUGCCCCGUGUACUCCUUCUCCCUAUUCCUACCCACCAUCAUCCGGAACAUGGGGUACUCGGCCAACACCGCACAACUGAUGAGCGCGCCGCCGUACGUGCUCGCGUGCGCCUUCACCGUCGGCGCCAGCGCGCUCGCGGACCGGUGUCGGCGUCGCGGGGUCUUUUUGCUGGGAUUCCAAGGCGUCGCCAUGACAGGGUUCGUCGUGUUGUUGGCGGCGGGCGGGAGGCCGGGUGUGCAGUAUGUCGGGACGGUGUUGGCUGCGAUUGGAAUAUACCCGCAGAUCCCGCUCGGCCUGGCCUGGAACAGCAACAACAUCGGUGGGAGCCUGAAGCGCGCAACGGGGAUUGCCAUGCAGGUCAUGGGCGGCAACUGUGGCGGCAUCGUAGCCUCCUAUGUGUAUCUUUCAAGAGAUGAGCCGCGCUUCGUAGUCGGUCAUAGUAUUUUGAUCGGAUUCAUCGGGAUGGCCUUCGUAUUAACGCUAUUCAUGACUACAUGGUGCCGCAGAGAGAACAUCCGACGUGAUGCUGCUGCCGAAGGGGAAGCGAUGGCCAAUGAGUUAACAGCAGAGCAGAAAGAGUUGGAACAGGAGCUUGCUGACGACAAUCCAUGGUUUAGAUAUACUAUUUGAUCUACUGGGUAGCAUAUGGGUAGAAUAUAACAACCCUCGUAGUGGCAACCACUAUUCUUAGAAGCUAGAUACCAGUUAUAAAAGCCAUGUUGGAUAAUGGACCAUCCCCUACCUAGGUACCUAAUCACCCUGACACGCCGUUUAGGGGCUCCUCAGGAAGCAGCAUAGUAUACAAUACAGUAGAAUCCCACGAAACUAAAGAUAACAAUAAAAAUGUUAAUAAUAGUAAGAAGCACAUGUAUGUGGUGUAUUUUGCAGCAACUCGUUUGUAAUAGAGCUUGUAAGUCCUUCAUCAUGAUGACCUAGAUAUCAUCCAGGGGCUAAAUACCGUUUGGCGACAGAUACUACUAG
This is a messenger RNA of Hypoxylon fragiforme, 2144 nucleotides long. RefSeq names its product MFS general substrate transporter. Gene Ontology annotation, cellular component: membrane. The transcript is spliced from 6 exons. Gene Ontology annotation, molecular function: transmembrane transporter activity. Lineage: Eukaryota; Fungi; Ascomycota; Sordariomycetes; Xylariales; Hypoxylaceae. Gene Ontology annotation, biological process: transmembrane transport. Bases 258 to 1793 code for a protein of 511 amino acids. The record is from RefSeq and is a predicted model, not a curated record.